Messenger RNA from Saccostrea cuccullata (small rock oyster), 561 nucleotides. RefSeq lists its product as uncharacterized. The coding region runs from base 1 to 561 and encodes 186 amino acids. The transcript is spliced from 3 exons. NCBI's taxonomy places the organism in Eukaryota, Metazoa, Mollusca, Bivalvia, Ostreida, Ostreidae. The record is from RefSeq and is a predicted model, not a curated record.
AUGAGUCUCCAGGAGAUACAAGGUGAUUUACUCAACUGUGAGGUAGAAGCUAUUGUUCAUCAAUGUAAUUGUUUAACUGUAAAAGCUCAUGGAUUGAGUCAAAGUAUUGCAGAGAAAUUCCCACAAGCUAAUCUCUAUGCCACUCGCAGACCUCUAGGGACUAGAAAUUUAGCCGUAGAAGAAGAUAGAGGAAUUCCAGGCACUAUUAAGGUGUUUCCCUCACAAACUCCUGUGGUCAUUUGUUUAUUAGCUCAAUGGGAUUAUGGAAAAGCAAGUCACCGACCUAAAAGAAUUUCCACAUAUCAGGAUACCCCACAAAACAGAGAGCAAUGGUUUCAAACUUGUUUACAAGAAAUGGGGGAAAGUUUACCUUACCAGACUUAUGCUUUUCCUUACAAGAUUGGGUGUGGACUAGCCCAAGGAAAUUGGAUUCAUUAUAGACAUUAUAUUGAACAAUUUGAGAUGAAGGUCCACCGCAAUCCCCAUGCACUCAUAAGCAGAUCUCUGGAGGGGGAAGACCAACAGCCAGGCUUCACUUCACUUAGAGAAUGGAUUGGUUAG